GGUGGGGAUGGGGUGGGGGGAAAGCAAAGCAGGAUGUGGCGACUUUAGGGGAGGAGCCUGAGGAAGAACCCACUGCAGCAGUAACAGCUGUGGGUUGUGAGAAGUAAAGGCACGUGACAAGCGUUCUGGCCAAGCAGAGACGGCACAAAAGCCCUGAGGAGUCGCCGAUUUUUGAGGAGGCCCCAUGGCGAGCAGAUGAACAAGGAUGAGAAAAUUGGGGUGAGGUCAGAAGCGUGCGCCGGGGGCCUGUCAUGUGGGGGCUGGUAGCCCUGGGAAGAAAUCGGAAUUUUAUUCUAGACCCCGUGGGAUGGGCAUAGGAAUGACAUGCUCCUGUUUUCAUUUAUAAAAACAAAACAAAAUAACAGAACCGUGUCGCUGUGCUGAGAAUAGAUUUAGGAGUGAAGGUGGAAAUAAGGAAUUAAGAGGCUGUCGUCCUUGGCUAGUUGAGGCUGAUGGUGGCCUGGACCAAUGUGGAACUGGUGAGGGUGGAGAAAAAUGGAAGAACAGGAAAUGGGAUUUUGGAGGCAAAGCCCAUGGUGGUGGCGAACUGGAUGUAACAGAGGAGGGAAAGAAAAACCGAGGAGAGAGAAGAGAAAAACUCUUUUAACUGUGUGAAGUUGGGUGGUGCCGCUAUGUGUUGCCUGGAAAGGGGUCACUGGGGGAAGGGAUCAGGUGGGAGGGGUCAAGCAUCCUCCUCGGGCCAUGACAAGUUAAGAGAGGCCUGUGAGAAAUCCAAGCUGGGGUAUCAGGUAGCCAGUUGGAUAUGUGAGACUGGAGCCUGGGGGAGAGGUCAUGCUUGGAAAUAUAAGUUUUGGAAAUGUCCGCAUAUAGGAGACAGCGUAUUUAAAGCCUCAGGACUGGAUGAGGUGACCUAGGAGAUGAGUGUGGAUGACAGAGAAAGAACCCGGCCAGAGACUCGGGGCCAUCUGCAUGGUGGGGGGCGGGGAGGAAGAUGUAGUUGAGGGGGCAAGGAGUGACCAUGAAGUAGGCAGAGAGCAGUGCUGAGAACCAGAAAAGGAUCCGUGGAGCAAAGAUAACGUGACCCUGACUCGAGGUCAUCGCCGUGCAGUGGUAGGGACUGGAGUUUUGCCUGAGUGAGUGGAAGGCAGAGAUUGUGGGAGGGGAGGUGGAGGGAAAGGGAGGCCAAGCCAUCCUUUUGGUAUGAAAGUGACAAGAACUUUGCCACCAAAGAAAGUUCAUACCCUUUCUGUGAAAGGAGAGAAAGGAAGGCUGGCAGACAGGGAGAUGGAAGAAAGAAAAAUAACUCCCGAAAGGAGAGAGCCAUUACAGCAGGCAAGACUGAGAAGGAUGGGGAGGCCCAGGGCCGGGAGGGGAAGAUGGAUUCAGGAGGCAGGGCAGAGGCACUGCAGGAAGGUGUCUGAUUUCUCAGAAUGGAGACGCUGGUGGAUGUCACCCAGCCCAACUCCCAUCUCACGUUGCUGCCAGCACCAGGCACUUUCUCCGAUUCCCCUCUGAGUCCUGCCAAGGCCUGGGAAUACCCGGUGAGGUGAAGGAAAGAACAGGUGUCACUCAUUCAUUUAAGAAACAGUCCCUGAGGCCUUCCAGGCACCAGGCCUUGCAAUCUCAGAGCUGGGAACUCAGAUCUGAAGACAGGCAGCGCGGCCAAUCGGAGUGCAGAGGGAGGUGUGCUCUGAAGGGGGGCCCUUCCCUAGCUCGGGAGGCGAUGUCUGUGUGUCACCAUCUCCCUUCAUCCGUCCAUCCAUUUGCUCAUUCGUUCAUUCACGCAGAUCACCCAUGCACACUUCCUAAGGCCUCCUGUGUAACAUUUUGGGCUGGGUGGUGCUGAGGCCAAUGAGAUGGUUCUCUUGCACCCGAGCCCUGCCAGAGGCUUAUGGGAGAGCCAGACACAGCUGUACACAAUCGCAAUCACAUCCCAGGGCCAUGCAGGCUCCAACGGAAGCAGCACAGGGCGCCCGGUGGACAGAGAAGGUUAGGAUGCACCGGGCCGGCUGGAGCCGUCAACCAUGGGCAGAGGAGUUGGUGAAAGGAGCCCGCCUCAGCUCUGCCUCUUUCGCACCUGGGCCCUAUCGCCCGCGACGAGGAUGAUGAUGUGGUCCAACUUCUUCAUGCACGAGGAGGACCGCCGGCGGCGAGCUCACGGGGCGCGCAAGGCCAGGAUGACCCCUGAGCACGAGGGGAAGAUUAAGCUGGCGCUGCUGCUGACCUCCGUGGGUGCCACGCUGGCAGUGCUGGCCGUGGGCACCGAGUUCUGGGUGGAACUCCACACCUACAGGGACAACGGCAGUGCCGUCUGUGAUGCUGCCCACCUGGGGCUCUGGAAGAUGUGCACCAAGCGACUGUGGCAGGCGGACGUGCCCGCCGGCAGGGACACCUGCGGCCCAGCGGAGCUGCCCGGAGAAGCAAACUGCACUUAUUUUAAAUUCUUCACCACGGGAGAGGAUGCUCACAUCUUCCAGAGAACCACAAAGAAAGAGGUAAAUAUGGCAGCUGCGGUGAUAGCAGUGCUAGGCAUGGCAGUCAUGGCCCUGGGGUGCCUCUGUGUCAUCAUGGUGCUCAGCAAAGGGGCAGAGUUCCUGCUCCGGGUUGCAGCCAUCUGCUUUGGCCUCUCAGGCCUGCUGCUUCUGGUCAGCCUGGAGGUGUUCCGCCAUUCCGUGCAAGCCUUGCUGCAGAGAGUUAGCCCUGAGCCUCCCCCGUCCCCGGCCCUGACCUAUGAAUACUCCUGGUCUCUGGGCUGUGGCGUGGGGGCCGGCUUGGUCCUGAUCCUGGGGAGUGGCUUCUUUUUCCUGCUCACCCUGCCUCCCUGGCCCUGGGGCUCCCUCUGUCCCAAGUGGGGGCACAGGGCCACCUAGGGUCACCGUUGUGCUUUCUCUAAGCAACUCCCAAACCCUUCGCCUUUCUCCAUUGUGCCCCUCAGAAUCUUUUGCCCCAUGUCCUAGAGAAACUGUGUUCUCCCUGCUCUGGGGGCCCAUGCUGUUUGCACAGAACUGCCCCUCACGCCCUCAUCUUUUUUCUCUGUAAAUAUGUUUUUCUCGGGGGCUGAAUUUGGGUUGCUUAGGAGUGGGACGGGGAGAGGAUUUUUGCAAACGAGGAUCCCCAGGGAAGGCUGGUGGGGACCUGAUGGGGUAACUAGGGAGUGGGGGGGUGAGGUCAGGGGGUCUUGGGAGGGAGUUGGAUCUAUUUGUUCCACAGAUUUGGAUGUAUUUGCUUGUGGGAGAGACUUCCUCCAGGGAAACAGGGGAAUGGGGGAGGAGAGAAUCUCUGGGUCUGACCUCACUGUGGCCUGAUUUGGGAUUAAAGGUUUGGAAAUUUAACAACUUUGA
Messenger RNA from Orcinus orca (killer whale), 3302 nucleotides. RefSeq names its product calcium voltage-gated channel auxiliary subunit gamma 6 (gene CACNG6). Bases 1986 to 2831 code for a protein of 281 amino acids. Gene Ontology annotation, biological process: calcium ion transport; regulation of calcium ion transmembrane transport via high voltage-gated calcium channel. The transcript is spliced from 5 exons. NCBI's taxonomy places the organism in Eukaryota, Metazoa, Chordata, Mammalia, Artiodactyla, Delphinidae. Gene Ontology annotation, molecular function: calcium channel regulator activity. Gene Ontology annotation, cellular component: L-type voltage-gated calcium channel complex; membrane. The record is from RefSeq and is a predicted model, not a curated record.